AAACAAAAAAAAUGUAACACUAAUGCGUAAUUUUUUUCCCGGCUCAAAAUUUUGGCGCUCGGAUCGAACUUUGAAGAAGAAGACCUUCAAAUCAAAAUUCCAACUCAAUUGAACAGAGCUCCGAAUUCGUGUUUAGAGAGAUAGAGAGAGUGAUUGUGAAUUCUGAAUUUGAAUUUUGAAUUGAAAAAACCCUAGAUUUUUCUAUGGAUGUAAAAGACAUACUCGGAUUACCCCAAAUUUCCUUCCCAGUUCAGGAGAAGAAUUCUCAACCUCAUAAUCAGUCUCAGAGAAAACCCGAUGACAUUUCCCGGGAGGUUUAUGCACUUACGGGUGGAUUGGCACCUCUUAUACCUGCAGUUGAUUUGUCUCUGUUGAAUAAAAGACCUCAAUCAGAUGAAAAGGUCAUCUGGAAAUGGCUUCCUUUCAAAAAUUCUGCUCGUAAAGAUGAUCUUCAGCUUUACCAUUGGCAGGUUCAAGUUUUAAAUGGUGUUCCACCAACAGAGGACUAUUCUUUUGCCAAGUAUAACAAGUCUGCUGACAUAACAAGAUACACAGACGAGGAGUAUGAAAAAUAUUUGGCAAAUCCUAAAUGGACCAAGGAGGAAACAGAUCAGUUGUUUGAGUUGUGUGAGAGAUUUAAUCUCCGAUUUAUUGUUAUAGCUGAUAGAUUUCCCUCAUCUCGAACAGUUGAAGAAUUAAAGGAUCGAUACUAUAGUGUUUCCCGAGCAAUAUUAAUCGCGAGGAAUCCAUCUUCUGGGGAUGUUGCAGUGCAUCCACUUGUCAAGGAACCAUAUAACGUUUCACACGAGAUGGAGCGGAAAAGAGCUAUGUCCCUGGUGCUCUCUCAAACAAGGCAACAAGAGCGAAGAGAUGAAGAGGUGCUUGCCGAAGCAAAAAGAAUUGCUGAAUUACGCUUAAUGACCAAGGUUGCUGAAGAGGCUGAGUUGGUUGUUACUUCAAAUGCUGGAGAAGACGUUACAGAGAGGGCCAACCCAUCUCCAUCAAAUAUGGAACUUCCACUGAUAGUUGUGCCUUCCCCAAUAAAAACAGAUAAUGCAUCUACUGUAGCUUCUCUCCGCAUGCUUCAUGUGUAUUUAAGAACCUACGCACUUGAACAAAUGCUGCAAUCUGCAAGCUCAUCAGCUGGACUUCGGACUAUCAACCGUGUUGAUCAAACUUUGCAGGAACUUGGGGUCAAUUUGAAACCAAGGGUUCCAACAAAAGCUGUUUGUGCAGAGCAUCUUGAACUAAGAAAUGAAAUACUAACGCUGCUGAAUAUUCAGAAACAGCUGCAAAAUAAGGAGGCUGAAGGUUCAUCUUUUCGUGAUGGGUCAAACUGUGAAACAACAGGAACACCAAAGCGUUCACAUCGUGGAGAUCAGGAUCGGACAUUUGUUCCAGAUAACACAAGUUCUGGAGGGGAAAGAAUUGGUAAAAGGGAUCAAAAGCGCAAGGCAUCUGGACGACAUUCAGAAGUUCCGUCAUCACCGGCCCAAUUGAAAAGGCAGAAAAAACUAUAGGCCCAGGAUCAUUAGCUCCCCUGGUGGCAACUGGAAUGGAUGUUAUGGUUUGUAGUGCACUUUUGAUAGGAAUAAUGAAUCUUGUGGUAAGCAGCGGUGAACUCAAAACUUCUGGCAAUUCUGAUUGCGGUUAGUUUAGAAAAUUAUUGCCGGUUUUUAUUGAUAUUCAGUCCUAAAUGGAGCAAUGAGGUUCACAUCAUCAAAUAUGUCCCAAUUGAGAAACUAAACUUUAUUUUGUGCUGGGGAAGCUUUACAGUAGUACCAACCAUUGGGUUGUAGUGACCAACCAAGCUUAUUAUGAUGUGUAUAUAUAAUUAGGUUUAGCAGUUGUGAAUAUUCCAGAAGUUUGCGGGCGGAUGCUUAUGUUAUCUGUCAAAAUACCUUUAGCCCGAAACGAUUAAAUAAGGAUGUAGAAAUUGAUUUGUUUAGGGAAGGUGGUGAAACAAAUGGCAAGCUUAUGGGAUUAAUAAGGGAGAGGAAAAUAGAACAAAAACUUACAAAAACAAUAAAAAGAAAACAGUCAUUUUCUUCCU
This is a messenger RNA of Trifolium pratense (red clover), 2053 nucleotides long. Its product is annotated as SWR1-complex protein 4-like. The record is from RefSeq and is a predicted model, not a curated record. Gene Ontology annotation, molecular function: transcription corepressor activity. Lineage: Eukaryota; Viridiplantae; Streptophyta; Magnoliopsida; Fabales; Fabaceae. The transcript has 17 exons. Gene Ontology annotation, cellular component: NuA4 histone acetyltransferase complex; nucleus; Swr1 complex. Gene Ontology annotation, biological process: DNA repair; negative regulation of transcription by RNA polymerase II; chromatin remodeling. Bases 204 to 1520 code for a protein of 438 amino acids.